Molecule: messenger RNA, 8393 nt
Organism: Hippocampus comes (tiger tail seahorse)
Lineage: Eukaryota; Metazoa; Chordata; Actinopteri; Syngnathiformes; Syngnathidae
Gene: tspoap1
Product: TSPO associated protein 1
Exons: 32
Coding region: 822-7550 (2242 amino acids)
Molecular function (GO): protein binding
Source: RefSeq, a predicted model, not a curated record
UUUGCAAGUAACUAAUCGAUAGUUUAUUACAUCAGUGACACCUCUACUGAAUUGACGUAACAUAUCUUUAGUAAAUACACCGACGAUCCCCAAGUUACACAAUACAGAGCCUAUCCAUCACAAGCGCUGUAUCGGGAGCUUUUAUGACACUGUCGGAUUGCUGUUGUUGGGCUGGGCAGCAUGGCCGUAAAUUACCGGUAUAUUUAUAUUCUUUCUCACCACAAAAUUCCGAUUUCCAGUUUUGACUGAUUUAGUUGCCUUUACUGAUCGAAAAAAAUCAAAAAACAGUAACAUUGUCCAAAACACAAGUUUAGCUGGGUUUGAAUUCCACUUAAGAGAUUUGCUUUAUUACUCCUAAUACCAUGAACGUCAGGGGGCACAAUUUUCAGAUGCAAAUUCUGAAAGAAAAAAGUUAAAAAGAAAUCAUCCUGACAGAUGCAGAUUAAGUAAUCACCCAGCACAUCUGUAUCAUACUCAAAACUGUUUUUAAUAGUUUAAAUCAUUUCAUUUGAGGUAACGGGACAUUUGUUAAGGGAGAAUAGCUCUUGAAUUGGAUAAUGUCAUAAUGUGUACAGUCAGUGGUCAUGUUGUCUUAACACCCACCAUAUAAUCUAUUGCUAGACUAUAGCAGUGCUAUUUCUUGUCAUACCAUUUUCUGUACGAUACAUCCUUCUCUGUCUCAUCAUUCCAGUGUCCUGGUCUGACAACCGCAUGCUGCAUGACUGAUAUAAACUGUCCAUCACCCAAUUGCACGUCCUUUGUGAUACACUCUUUAAAGAUGACUGUGUCACCUGUGUAUACUGUGCUCUGACUGUGGCACAAUGAGAAAAGAUGGCCAUAACCCUUUGCUAUUAUCAUCCAAGAAACCAUGCCAGGGCCUGGCGAACCAUGGUCCAGAGCUAGAAACGCUACAUGCUGUUUUGGAAGUGGAAGAGGAGCGAACAGAGCAGGCCCUCUCUGUGGAGAUAAGGCACCCACGGGAACCACGGGAGCAUGUGCAGGAGGUGACUUCCAGACGUGCGUGCCGAAAAAACAGACACUCCAACAGGCUGCGGUGUCUCUUUAAAGACCGUGGGCGAUACACCAACAUUGAGGCAGGCAGCUCCACACGUGAAACUCAGCUGAAUCUGGAGCAGCUGCUGCUGAUGCUGUCUGGGAAGAUAAAUAGUGAGCAGGGAGUCUAUAAAUUGCAUAGGCAGGAAUUGGAGCUGGAAAAAGCCAUCGUCCUCUGCCACCUGCUAGAUACCCACCAAGAUUUUCUGCACAAACGACAGCUUGUGCGACAGUUCGCCCAAGAUGGCAGCAGCUUCAAUCAGCUUGUUCCUCAUCUAAACCACUCGAGGACCUCGCUGCGUGGAUCCAAAAUUGCUUCUUGUUCCUGCAAGAUCAAAACCAAACACAAACAGCCGGUACCGCAGGCAGCAAGCAGUGACUUGUAUUUAGAUGACGCCUAUACCACGUGUGUAGCAGCGGACACCUGUUGGAGCAGUGCUCUAAAAAUUUGUCACCCUCAUAACACUUCUCAUGCACAGCGCAACGACCAGGCCCCCUACCACAAACAGUUUACUGGGUCAGAUGUGUCCCCUCCCUCCAAAUGCAUGGACAGGAAUAUGGCGAGUGGUGCAGACUACCGGUUUCUGGUACGGCAGAACUUUGAACUCUUGCGAGCUUUGGAUGAACUUAAGAAGACAUGCAGCAUACUGAGGGAGGAAAAUUGCCUGUUGCGGAAGAGCAGUGCUCCAGAAACGGAGGAGAAGGUCAGGCGGCUGAGGAGGAAGAACACAGAACUGGCAGUGCUUGCCAAAAGGCUGGAGGAGAGGGCACGGAAAUUGCAAGAGGCGAAUCUCAAAAUGGUGAAUUCUCCAUCACUGAUAAGGCCCGGAUCAGUGGAACACUACAAGAGGGCAUUUGCACGACAGCGAGCACGUGAUCUUGCCCAGCAUGCGGAUGCACUGCUGUGUAAGGAAAAGGAGAUCGCCGCGCUGCAGCAGGAUUUCAGGGAACUGGAGGCACGACUGGGCGCUGCUAAAGGUUCUCCUGUGCCUUCAAGCAGAGUCGAAUUUGAGAAACUUCUCAGAGAGUCUCAAAGAGAGGUUCUGCGGCUUCAAAGACAGCUGGCCGUCACUUCGACCACACCGCACCAAAACCACAAUCCUGAUCCUGGUGGCCCAGAUAAUUGCGUGACAUCUGCUGAGGUGGAGGUCGUGGAAGAGAAGGUUGUAGGAGAAACCCCGUGUGCCCCAUUCGAUGAAUCUCCAUCUACUUGUGAGAAGACUCCCAGAGAGGAGGAGGAGUCGGGGCUCCCAGUGACGCCCCACUCGGGCCUUAGCCCGACUCCCCCCCAUCAGGAGAAAAAUUCAGAGGAGAAGCAUCUUCACUAUCUGGAGAGUGAGCUGACAAAGAAGAGAAAAGAAUGUGAAAAUCUUGAGCAUGAAGCAAAGAAGCGGCAGAAGAAAUGCCUGGAUUUGGAGAGCCAGCUUGAGGAUGAGCAGGGCAAAAAUGAGAAACUAAAGGAGGAGGCGGAUCUCCUCAGGAGGAAGGCACAGCUGCUCGACCAGACUCGAGUUGAGAAUGAGGAGUUGAGGGAAGAACUCUCUAAAGUGACCGCUCAACACAAUUCAGUUCUCGAGGAGAAUCAGAGACUCUGUGCCAAACUGGAGAACCUAGAGCAGGUCCUAAAGCAUAUGCGAGAGGUCGCUGAGCGAAGGCAGCAGUUGGAAUUGGAACAUGAGCAGGCACUGGCUAUCCUUAAGUUCAAGCAGGAUGAAAUCAAACGCUUACAACGGGCUCAGUUAUUUGCCAAGAGGGAACAUGAAGGGGUGGUCCAGAUGUUGGAGGAGUUGAUUCAGCUUGUGUUGCGGAGGGAGAUGUCAAAGGUGCGAGAUCUGGAGGAGAAAUGUCGCAGCCAGAGUGAACAGUUUGGCUUGUUGUCCCGAGAGUUGGAGAAAUUUCGACUGCAGGCCUCGAAGGCGAACCAUGCCGGCGCCGGCCUUCUGAACCACCCCGGCUUCUCUCUUCUGACGAAUGGUGUGGGCCUGUCAACAGAGCGAGACUGCACAGAUGGCUCAUGGGAUAUGGAGUCUCUGAGCGAAAUAGCCUUCUGGAGUCUCGAGGGAGGUGACACUCUCUCAUGCGCUGAGGAUGUGGCUGCUGCACUACGCAUGGGGACCACCCCCCAUGCUGCCGGGCUGUCCAGGGUGGAGCGCUCGCCGGUCACCAAGCAUCGCGAACUUCCCACAAUCAGUGUCAGCAAGUCAGCCUCGUCCUCCAGCAAGUCUGAGACGACAAACCUCACCCCAAAGUCGGAGACUCACCUUAGUCCGCACAAAUCAAGCCCGUCACAUGAGGUUGACACAGCCAGUGAGGUUGAUGAGCUGGAUGUCGACAUGGCCCCCGCACCUUACACCGCCUGCAGAAGUGCAUCAAAGCUGCAGGUUUUUAUUGCACGAUACAGCUAUAAUCCUUAUGAUGGCCCCAAUGAUAAUCCUGAAAUGGAGCUCCCACUCACUGCUGGAGAGUACAUCUAUGUGUACGGUGGCGUGGAUGAUGAUGGCUUCUAUGAAGGCGAGUUGGUAGAUGGAAGGAGAGGGCUGGUUCCCUCAAAUUUUGUGGAACGUGUAUCGGACGACGAUGUCAUGGGUACUCAUCCACCAGAGACUAGUGACGUAACCCACAACUCUUUGCUAGACAGCAGUUUGCACAGUGCCAGCCACCAGCAUCACCUCCACACAAGUGUCCGCACCUCAGAUAGAACGGAGGCCUCUUCUCUCUGUGGCCCCGCCUCAGCCUCUUCCAAUUCGGCCUUGGCUGUUUCAGCCCCACUCACCAAUGGCCUGGAUGUGGAUUUGGAGGAGGUGGGCGUGGACACUGUGCCUUACCCACGUAAGCUCACCCUCAUCAAGCAGCUUGCCAAAAGCAUCAUCAUCAGCUGGGACCCUCCGUUGGUGCCAGCUGGGUGGGGCAAUGUGUGGAGUUAUAAUGUGUAUGUGGACCAGGAGCUCCGGCUCAAUGUGCCCUUCGGUGCUCAGACCAAGGCGGUGCUAGAGAGGCUCGACAUCAACCUCAAGGCCUACCGUGUAUCUGUGCAAAGCCUGACAGAAAAGGGACUCUCAGACCAGCUGCGCUGCAGUAUGCUCAUUGGUCGGGACGUUUGUGUGGCCCCUACGCAGCUGCGUGUGGACAGGGUCACCGCCACCUCCGCCAACCUGUCCUGGCUCCCCAGCAACAGCAACUAUGUGCACAUUGUGUCCUUGAAUGAGCAGGAGUGCGAGCUGGUGAAGGCUGGAAGCUACUCGCUGUGCCUCAAUAACCUCUUACCCAGCCUGCAGUACACAGUCAAAGUGGAGGCGCGGCCCCACCGCACGCCUUGGGAGUUACCCGUGGAGCGACGUGAACGCAGAAGUGCUAGCAUCAACUUCAGUACACGAAUGGCAGGCCCCCCUGAUGCUCCAUUGGAUGUACAGUUGGAACACGGUCCUUCACCAGGUAUUGCCCUCAUCAGCUGGCUGCCGGUCACUAUCGAUUGUGCGGGAACCUCCAAUGGAGUCCGUGUCACUGGAUACACUAUAUAUGCAGAUAAGAAAAAGGUGCUGGAGGUGUCUUCCCCAACAGCCGGCAGUGCUCUGCUGGGGCCUUCGCAGAUCCAGUCCCUACAGGCAGCUCAGGAGCUCACUGUUCGCACCAUGUCUGCACACGGGGAGUCUUGUGACUCUUUUCCAGUCAAUGUGCCCUCCAGGCUACCUGCUAUAAUGGCCGGCCCGGUUGCAACCACCCCGGUAGUGCCACCCCUCGCCUGCAACCCUGUGGGACCCACAAACCUGGCCUCAUUGCUUUCUUUGGGAAACUCUGCUGCCAAAGCCUCCACGCCUCUCUGCCCGUCACCUCCAGACACACACAUUUCUAGCCUCACGGUGGAGGCCGCUGCCAACUGUCCUCAUGUCCCACACUCGGAGGUCUUGGCGUCAUCAGCCACAUUUGUAAGGGCUUGGGCCGACCCCACAUCUGCUCCCAUGGCUGCGUGUGAGGCCACGUUACCCGUUACGUCAAUCAUCACCCCAGUGAUUAAUGCGACAUCCCCCUCUCUGUCAGCUCCUCAAGCACCUCCUGUAAUAGCACCCACGCAAACGGCAGAGGUGGUCCCAGCGGCCAUGAUGGAUCAACGCAGAGAUGCAGACAGCCCUGGAACUAUUCGUCCUUUUCCGUCCAUUACAGAGUUCAUUGAAGAUCCCUGUGCCAAACUUGUAACGCCGGAGCGUAUCCCCACACCACCCAAAGCCCCAAUCACAGACCUCCUUAACCCUUUGGACACAUUAAUCCUCCGACCCCCAAGCACUUCACCACUGGACUCCGAGGUAGAGGAGGAACAAGAGAACAAACGUUUAGUGUCCGUUGAGGAGUUCUUGAGAGAGGACCAGGACCCAAUAUACACAAAGGGGCAACAGAGCUAUGGCGCAGGGUUGGUUGAGCCUCCAGGUGACUACGUCGCUGACAGCAUCCGCUCAGACUUGUCUGACAUCCUAGAAGAGGAGGAGGAAGAACUUUACUAUGACCACCUCGUGGAAGCGCCCACCAGGGGAUACACGGUUACAUCUGGCAGAGUAACCAAAUCAGAGCCUUCAGACAGUGAUGAAGAUGUUCUUGAGAGGAUCCUCAAGUUACCCACUCAGCCAUACCGCAGCAAGCAUCUGUUUAGUAUUCCUGAAGUGACCGAGGAGGAAGAUGGCAGUCGGAAAGAACCUUUACAUCAUCACAUACAGAUUCAAAAGAGGCUCAGCCACCUUCACCCCAGAAGCACGGAACACCUUCAUCAUGCUCCUCAGUGUCACCACCAUCCGCAUGUUCCACCUCAGCACCACCACUUCAACAUGGAUCCCAGAUCCUUCACCAAAGAGCCUUUAAUGAGGCAAGGACCCUUACAAGUAAAACCCAAGCUGCAGCACAGAGUCCACUACUCAGAUGCCGUUGACAUUGUCAGUUAUAGUGGUGAAAAAGAAGUGGGUUUAUGCGAAGGUCCAGCCAAUAGGCGGGGUCCUGUCCGCUGUCCUCCCCAUUCUGCCCCCAACAAAGACAGAGUACUCCUCAGAGGGUUAGGGGAUCGCCUUAGGAGGGAGGCCAUGCUCAGGAGUCAGAAGGCUGCAGCGGCAGCAGCUAAACCGGGCCAUGGUCCGACCCCGCCAAGACCCUACCCAGUAAGCAAAACAGUACGUACUGUGAAAUCACCGAUUAGCCGUGGGAUGGAGAUUGAUGUGGAGUACGGGACGGACGACAAUGAGGAACCAGAUGCGUGCCCUACAGGGGAGGUGGUGCUAGGACAGAUGAGGUCAGAGUGGUGGAUCGAAGGCGCUGAAAUGGAGCACAGAGGGUCUUCCUACCGCCAAGGAAGAAAGCUGGAGUCCGUGGAGCCCAGUGAACAAACGGAAUCUGCAGCAGGUCCAUCAUGGGGGCCAGACUCCGAGCUAUCCUCUAAAUCUGUUGGUUCGCAAGGCAGGCAGCUCAAAGGCUGUUUUGAAUCACCAAAGACAAAAGGAGACAACAGCGAAUUCCGCAUCUUUGUAGCGCUCUUCCCUUAUGACCCUGCCACCAUGUCACCCAACCCGGACGCCGCUGAGGAGGAGCUGCCCUUUCGAGAGGGACAGAUUAUCACAGUUUACGGCGAUAAAGACUCAGACGGGUUCUACAGAGGGGAGUCUGCCGGUCGUUUGGGCUAUGUGCCUUGCAACAUGGUGUCCGAGAUCCAGGUGGAGGAUGAAGAAACCCGGCAGCAGCUUCUGCAGCAGGGCUUCUUAACAACCCCAGCAUCCAUUGAGAAGAUAGGCACUCGCACACACGCACAGCUUCCAAGUCGCCCUGUUCCACCACCAAAACCGAGACGAUCCAAGAAAGCGGAGUCUGCAACACUCUUGGAAGAGAGCGUAGACUCCUCCAGUCAAGAUGUAAGCCAGGCAGCUGCUGCAACUGCAGCAAACUCCACCCCAGGAUCUCGCCGGAUGGUGGCCAUCUUUGAUUACGAUCCACGAGAGAGCUCCCCGAACACCGAUAUCGAGGCUGAGUUGACCUUCAGUGCCGGCGAUGUCAUCCAUGUCAUUGGCGACAUGGAUGAAGAUGGCUUCUUCUACGGUGACUUGAAUGGACAACGAGGCUUGGUGCCCUCCAACUUCCUGCAGGCGUUACCAGAAGAUGCUCCAGCCGAACAUGUCUCUGCUCAGCCUGCAGCGGAACCCAAGAAAGAAUCGCAGGGAAUCCCCGCUGUCGUCCAGCAGGAUCCCGGGCCCUCGACAAGUCAAGAUACUUUGAUCCCCCAAAUCGAACCUCCUUGCCCCAACCUAUCUGAACAUUCAGAACCACUCCCCCAUCUGCAACUGCCUGCCAGCACCACAUCAGAAUCGGGCCCGGUUCCAGGCUCAGCGCCAGUGCAUGCCUCUCCUCCAGCCCCCCACCCGGCAGACAGGCCGGUGCUCGCCGACAGCUCCGCACAAGGCAAGAAGAAGAAAGGCUUCUUCUCCAAAGGCAAGAAACUGUUCAAAAGGUUUGGAUCCAGCAAGAAAGAUUGAAAGGCAGGACCUCAAACUUGAUACUAUUUUAUUUAUUUAAUUUUUUUUGGAAGCACUUUCUUGAUAACUGUUAGUAAUCGUACACUUGCCUUAGCGCACGACUAGAUUCGCUGUGAAUGACAAAAUUGUGCAAUCUCUCGACUCAAAUAUACUCCAAUGGCAAAUCAUCAAAGCGUCUCACGCUUUCAGUACUAAACAUAGAAGGCCUCAGCCUUCUUCGUCCAUCUAAAGAAAAAUAAGCUCAUUUGAUUUGUCCCGCACAUGUUUCUGCCAGUGUGUACAUUUGUCCAAAUGAUCAUGCUUUAUAUCUGCAUCUGUCUUUCCCUCGUUGUAGACUCGGUGGAGUGUGACGUCGAUCAAGUGCAGUCAUUGAAACAGGCAUGAGACACUAUAGUGUGUGUGCGCGUGUGUGUGCGGGUAUGUGUGUGUGCUGUCCAAAGCACAUGGCUUUUUCAGAUAUUAGCGCUUGAGCUGUCGAAGUUGUCACCAGCAGCCUCAGUGAUGCACACAAGCUAGUUGAUAUAUUUUGGAUGCAGUAGUAGAGGUGUUUUCGCAUUGAGGUGUUUUCGCGGAGGGAGCUCACAUCAAAAGUAACCGUUAGAAACCACAAUAAAAAUAAUAUUCCUGUCCACAGCACGGAUUAGUGUUUUAACACAGCAUGUCAGCAGCGUCUUUACAAUGAUUGUCAAGUGUGAUGAAGCAGAACUUUUUUUUUUUCCUUUUCAACGCGCGUAGCUGCAGGUGUUUCUCAGAAAUUGGCGCCUAGCCGUCCAUUUUGUAUCCUAGUUGCUCUGUUUCAGUUCGCUGAAGGAGCAACCUACCCCAGCGACAGUUGUGGUUUAC